GCUUUAGAUGAGCUUUGUCAAUCAGGGUCAAAGGGAUUGGCUAUGCAGGUAAAAGCAGCAUGGAUGACAAGAAAUGCCUUGCCCCUCCUGUCCCCCCAAAUAGCUGCUCUGUAGGAGUUACUUUGCAUAUUCCCCUACCAAGAAGAUACUGAUUGGGAGGAAAGAGGUUUAAAGGGCGCUGUCCUGUUGGUAGGAACAAUCAUAUCAAGUUUAUUUCCACUGGAUGUUCUUCUCUUUCAAAUUAGCAAACAAUGGUUCAGCAAGUUGCAGAAAACAUAAACUUUCAACAGGAGGAAGAGAAAAUAUUGCAGAUUUGGAACACUCUUAAUUGUUUUCAAGAAUGCCUAAAACAAUCAAAAAAUAGACCUAGGUUUACAUUUUAUGAUGGACCUCCAUUUGCCACAGGGCUUCCCCACUAUGGACACAUACUUGCAGGAACCAUUAAAGACAUAGUAACUAGAUUUGCUCACCAGAGUGGAUUUCAUGUGGAUAGAAGAUUUGGUUGGGAUUGCCAUGGUUUGCCAGUGGAGUAUGAAAUUGAUAAAGCACUAGGCAUCAAAGGACCAGAAGAUGUUGCGAAAAUGGGAAUUCCUGAAUAUAACAACAGUUGCAGGGGAAUUGUGAUGAGAUACUCAGAAGAAUGGAAAGCCAGCGUUAUGAGGCUUGGACGGUGGAUUGACUUUGACAAUGACUAUAAAACAUUAUAUCCAGAGUUCAUGGAGACUGUGUGGUGGGUUUUCAAACAGCUAUAUGACAAAGGCCUGGUAUACCAAGGAGUUAAAGUCAUGCCUUUUUCAACUGCGUGUAACACACCCCUUUCUAAUUUUGAGUCUCACCAGAAUUAUAAGGAUGUCCAGGACCCUUCAGUCAUCGUUAACUUCCCAUUAGAAGAAGAUGAAAGCAUCUCUCUAGUUGCUUGGACAACAACCCCUUGGACUCUGCCUAGCAACCUGGCCCUGUGUGUUAACUCAAAGUUGCAAUAUGUGAAGGUGAAAGACAAAAAUACAGGGAAAACUUUCAUUUUGAUGGAAGCUCGGCUGGUAGCUCUUUACAAAUCUGAAAGUGAAUAUGUGAUACUUGACAGGUUUCCUGGUGUCACUCUUAAAGGGAAGAAAUAUAAGCCACUUUUCAAGUACUUUAUCAAGUGGAAACAAAAUGGCGCUUUUACUGUAGUGACUGACAACUAUGUGAAGGAAGAAGAAGGUACGGGGGUUGUACAUCAAGCUCCUUACUUUGGCGCUGACGACUACAGAGUCUGCAUGGAUUUUAAUAUUAUUCAGAAAGAUUCAAUGCCAGUUUGUCCUGUUGAUGCCUCUGGUUGUUUCACAGCAGAAGUGACAGACUUUGCUGGACAGUAUGUGAAGGAUGCAGAUAAGAACAUUAUCAGGACCCUAAAAGAACAAGGAAGAUUGAUCCACACCAGUUCUUACAAGCACAGCUAUCCUUUUUGCUGGAGGUCAGAUACUCCUCUAAUAUACAAAGCUGUGCCAAGCUGGUUCGUUCGUGUGGAGCACAUGGUGGAGAGGUUGUUGGAAAAUAAUGCCCAAUGCUACUGGGUUCCUGACUUUGUGAGAGAGAAGCGUUUUGGAAACUGGUUAAGAGAUGCACGUGAUUGGGCUAUUUCACGAAAUCGAUACUGGGGGACACCCAUCCCAUUGUGGGUCAGUGAUGAUUUUGAAGAGGUUGUCUGUAUUGGGUCUAUAGCGGAACUGGAAGAGCUAUCGGGAGUGAAAGUCACUGAUCUCCAUAGAGAAAGUAUUGAUCAUAUAACGAUCCGUUCACGCUGUGGCAAAGGUGUAUUACAUCGUGUUUCAGAGGUGUUUGACUGCUGGUUUGAGAGUGGAAGCAUGCCUUAUGCCCAAGUCCAUUAUCCAUUUGAGAACAAAAGAGAAUUUGAAGAUGCUUUUCCUGCUGACUUCAUUGCUGAAGGCAUUGACCAAACCAGAGGAUGGUUUUACACAUUGCUAGUGUUGUCCACAGCUCUUUUUGGGAAGCCCCCUUUUAAGAAUGUAAUUGUAAAUGGCCUAGUUCUUGCCAGUGAUGGGCAAAAGAUGAGCAAACGAAAGAAGAACUACCCAGAUCCAGCAAACAUUGUAAACUCUUAUGGGGCUGAUGCUCUGAGGCUUUAUCUUAUCAAUUCUCCUGUGGUGAGAGCAGAAAAUCUGAGGUUUAAAGAAGAAGGUGUCAGAGAUGUGUUGAAGGAUGUCUUCUUGCCAUGGUACAAUGCAUAUCGCUUCCUCAUUCAGAAUGUAGUCAUUCUGCAACUUAAGGAAGAUGGAAAAGAAUUCCUUUUCAAUGAGAAUACAGUUAAAGGAAGCAACAACAUAAUGGAUAAAUGGAUUCUUUCUUUUGCACAGUCACUAAUUCAGUUCUUUAAAGCAGAAAUGGAAGCCUACAGACUGUACACAGUAGUUCCUCGUCUAGUUAAGUUUGUAGACAUUCUUACCAACUGGUACGUCAGAAUGAAUCGCAGGAGGUUAAAGGGUGAAAAUGGAACAGAUGACUGCAUUAUGGCCUUAGAAACCUUAUUCAGUGUUCUUUACUCCAUGUGCAGACUUAUGGCACCUUAUACUCCAUUUAUCACUGAACUGAUGUACCAGAAUUUGAAGACUCUUAUUGAUCCCACCUGUGUUCAGGAGAAGAACACGGACAGCAUUCACUACCUCAUGCUUCCUCAAGUUCGGGAGGAUCUGAUUGACAAAAAUAUAGAAAGUGCCGUUUCCCGGAUGCAAUCUGUUGUCGAGCUUGGGCGGGUAAUUAGAGAUAGGAAAACCAUUCCAGUAAAGUAUCCGCUGAAAGAAGUGGUGGUUAUUCAUCAGGAUCCUCAGGCCCUGGAAGAUAUCAGGUCCUUGGAAAAGUAUAUACUUGAGGAACUUAAUGUCCGUCAAGUGACAUUAUCGACUGAUAAAGAUAAAUACGGAAUCCGCCUGAGAGCAGAACCUGAUCACAUGGUGCUUGGGAAGCGUCUGAAAGGUGCCUUUAAAUCUGUUAUGGCUGCUAUAAAGGAGUUGAAAAGUGAGCAGUUGGAAGAGUUCCAGAAGACUGGCACCAUUGUUGUGGAGGGGCAUGAACUGUACGAAGAAGAUCUCCGUCUGAUGUACACCUUUGACCAGGCUGUAGGAGAGUCUGCCCACUUUGAAGCACAUUCUGAUUCUCAGGUUUUGGUUCUCCUGGAUGUUACUCCUGAUCAAUCAAUGCUUGAUGAAGGUGUUGCACGUGAAGUAAUAAAUCGCAUCCAAAAACUUCGGAAGAAGCGCAAUCUUGUUCCAACUGAUGAGAUUACAGUAUAUUACCGUGCACAUCCAGAAGGUGACUAUCUUGAUACUGUUAUUAAGGAGCAUACAGAUUUCAUUUUUGCAACAAUAAAAGCUUCUUUGAAGCCAUACCCAGUGCCUACCUCAAAGGAAGUGCUUAUUCAAGAGAAAACCCAGCUAAAGGGAUCAGAGCUGGAAAUUACACUAGCCAAAGGUGCUCUAAAUCAUCGCAUUGAGCCAGCAUGUGCUUAUGUCAAUCUGAACAUCUCUGUGAAUGGUCAAGAGCAAAAUGGUACUGUGUUGCUAGAAAAUCCCAAGGGAGAUAAUAAAUUAGACUUCGUCAAACUUGUUAACACUAUUUCAUGCAUUUAUGGGCUUGAAAAUUCAAAGCUAGUUAUUUUCAAUGGAAAAACAGAACUGAAAAACCAAACUGACUUGCUGAGUCUCAAUGGAAAGAUGCUUCACAUAACUGCGGGGUCAGUGCCAGCCCUAAACAGUCUUGAUGGCUUCCUCUGUCAGUAUAUCAAUUUACAACUAGUGAAUGCAAAACCACAAGAGUGUCUGAAUGGACUACUGGGAACUCUUCUAAUGGAAAACCCUGUUGGUCAGAAUGGACUCGCAUAUCAAGGGCUUCUACAUGAAGCAGGAAAAGUGUUUGGACUUAGAAGCAGGCGGCUAAAAUUGUUCCUGGAUGAAGCGCUAACAGAGGAGAUUACAAAGGAUACCUCCAUGAAGACUUUAAAUAUGAAGACAGUGUAUGUUCAUGUUACACCAACAACAGCUGAAUAUUGAGCGUUCCAUUUUCAUGAAUGCUGCAAUUUGAACUUUUUUUCAUGGAGAAAUCUGAAUUGUAGUUGGGAUGUAUUGACCAAGAAUUCCCAAAUAGUGUAGGAUAUUCUGAACAACAGCAGUCCUACAUGGAAUGUGUUUCUAUCAGUGUAUGUGUAAUAUGCUGCUUUAGGUUAAAAUGUAGUGAAUUUUCAUUAUGUUGUAAGAUGAUGUAAAAGCUAUGCAGAGUAAUACCCAGUCUCAAAUGCACAGAAGGAUCUAUGCAGUGGCCUGAAAUAAACUGAGCUGAGUACUUCAGUAUUGCUGUUCUAUCUGUCCUUUAUGGAGAGACCAUCUUCAGUUUUUCUAAUGUUACUGUUUCCACAUCAUUCAUAAUAUGUUAUGUUGGCUUUAACCCUAAUUUAAGAAGAGUAACCUGUGUAUUCAGCAAUGCUGUUAAGCUAUUCAUGAAGUAUGUAUUGACAAACUUCCUGUAAUGUCCAUGAUUUUGAACAAUAAAUUCUUUUAUCUAGAA
Molecule: messenger RNA, 4557 nt
Organism: Rhineura floridana
Lineage: Eukaryota; Metazoa; Chordata; Lepidosauria; Squamata; Rhineuridae
Gene: IARS1
Product: isoleucyl-tRNA synthetase 1
Exons: 35
Coding region: 252-4046 (1264 amino acids)
Biological process (GO): isoleucyl-tRNA aminoacylation
Molecular function (GO): ATP binding; aminoacyl-tRNA deacylase activity; isoleucine-tRNA ligase activity
Source: RefSeq, a predicted model, not a curated record